CGCACGGCCACUCUGGUACUCGUGAGCUCUGAUUAUACGGCCGGCGGCGCGGCGUGCGGAGAGGGCGAGUCUACCUAGGGUUGUUGCUCCGGCGAGGAACUGCUCCGUGCGGCGGCACCUGGUCAGCUCUUACCCGCACCGUCUCGGCAGUCAUCAGGACCGGAAGGCAUGGCGAAGGCUGGAGAGAGCAGCUUCAACGAUGAGAUUAUGGAGUCAGAUGUCGAGUUGGAAGGGGAAGUUGUUGAGCCUGACAAUGAUCUUCCGCAGAAGAUGGGAGAUCCAUCAGUUGAAGUCUCUGAAGAGAAACGUGAUAAGGCACAGCUGUACAAAAGGAAGGGCGUUGACGCGCUUUCGGAAGGUAAACUGAACGAAGCAAUCGAGCACCUGACGGAGGCCAUCUUGCUGAACCCCACUUCAGCUAUCCUCUAUGCAACCAGGGCUGGUGUUUUUAUGAAGAUGAAGAAACCAAAUGCAGCAAUUCGUGAUGCAGAUGUAGCAUUACAGAUUAAUCCAGAUUCUGCUAAAGGAUAUAAAUCACGAGGGAUGGCAAAAGCUAUGCUUGGAAAGUGGGAAGAUGCUGCUCAUGACCUUCACGUGGCAGCAAAACUGGAUUUUGAUGAAGAGAUUAGUGCAGAGCUUAAGAAGGUUGAACCCAAUGUCCACAAAAUUGAGGAACACAAGAAGAAGUAUGAACGCUUGCGUAAAGAGAGGGACAUGAAAAAAGCUGACGCUGAAAGAAAGCGUAAACAUGCUGAGGAGGUUUCUGCUGCUUCUGCUGUUCUAAAGGAUGGUGAUGUGAUCACUAUCCACUCGUCAAAUGAGUUUGAAGCAAAAAUUAAGGCUGCAUCAAGCUUGUCUAGGCUUGUGAUUCUCUAUUUCACUGCAACGUGGUGUGGGCCAUGUCGUUUCAUGGGACCGGUUUACAAAAGCUUAGCUGAAAAGCACCGGAACAUCGUCUUUCUUAAGGUGGACAUCGAUGAAUUAGGGAAUGUUGCACAUCGCUGGAAUGUUACCAGUGUCCCAACAUUCUCCUUUGUGAUAAACGGCAAAGAGAUCGAUAAGGUUGUUGGUGCAGACAAGACUGGUCUUGAAAGGAAGCUUGCGCAGUAUGGCUCAGCCUAAAUAGUGAGCUAUCGCUACUUCUAUGGUGUACUUCAAGUGACUUAAAACUCUCAAUAAAGAAUGUUUAUGAAUAAAUGUUAGCCUACAUGUUGGAAAUC
Messenger RNA from Lolium perenne, 1220 nucleotides. RefSeq names its product TPR repeat-containing thioredoxin TDX. The record is from RefSeq and is a predicted model, not a curated record. Gene Ontology annotation, molecular function: Hsp70 protein binding. Gene Ontology annotation, cellular component: histone deacetylase complex. NCBI's taxonomy places the organism in Eukaryota, Viridiplantae, Streptophyta, Magnoliopsida, Poales, Poaceae.